AUGGGAAAAAGUAUUAAAGACGAAUGGAACAAAUUGACCAAAGCAGAGUUUAAAGUUCCCGCCGACCUUGAUACUGUUUUGGUACGUUUAAAUAAAUUUACAGUACAAUAUACCAACCUUAUUGCACUCUUAAUUAUCGCGUCUCUUUUUUCUAUGAUAUUUGUCUUUAAACCAUUUGUGUGGGUUGUGUCUGUCACUCCACUUCCUUACAUCGUAUACCGAGUACUUUUAACAAAAAAAUAUGGAGUGAAAAAGGAAAUUUCUAUCAUCGAUGAAAGUCAAGUUGUAAUGGUGUGUGGGAUGGUUGGUGCCUAUGUCGCAUUUUUGGUUGAUUCCCUUCCUGUGCUUGUGUUGGGGUUGAUCCUUCCACUCAUCGUUGUUAUUCCAACAGCUGCUUUCCACGCUUUUUAG
This is a messenger RNA of Entamoeba invadens IP1, 411 nucleotides long. RefSeq lists its product as hypothetical. The record is from RefSeq and is a predicted model, not a curated record. NCBI's taxonomy places the organism in Eukaryota, Evosea, Mastigamoebida, Endamoebidae. The transcript is spliced from 2 exons. The coding region runs from base 1 to 411 and encodes 136 amino acids.